Messenger RNA from Ochotona princeps (American pika), 639 nucleotides. Its product is annotated as olfactory receptor 51I2-like. Gene Ontology annotation, molecular function: olfactory receptor activity; G protein-coupled receptor activity. The record is from RefSeq and is a predicted model, not a curated record. Gene Ontology annotation, biological process: G protein-coupled receptor signaling pathway. The transcript has a single exon. NCBI's taxonomy places the organism in Eukaryota, Metazoa, Chordata, Mammalia, Lagomorpha, Ochotonidae. Gene Ontology annotation, cellular component: membrane. Bases 1 to 639 code for a protein of 212 amino acids.
AUGCUCCUGUCCCAAUCCUUGCUCAACAUCUCCUUCUUCCAGCCACCUGCUUUCCUCAUGAGUGGCAUCCCAGGGAUGGAGGCUGUUCACGGCUGGAUCUCCAUCCCCUUCUCCUCCAUGUACACAAUGGCCCUCACUGGAAAUAUCCUCAUCUUCCUCGCUGUGAGGAGGACUCCAAGCCUGCACCAGCCCAUGUACUACUUCCUGUGCAUGCUGGCCCUCACCGAUGUGGGCCUCACCUUGUCCACACUGCCCACCACACUGGCAGUGCUCUGGUUUGACCAUCGGCUCAUUGCCUUCCAUGCUUGCUUGGUUCAGAUGUUCUUCCUGCACUUCUUCUCGGUAGUGGAGUCCUCAGUGCUCCUGGCCAUGUCCUUUGAUCGCUUUGUGGCCAUCUCUAACCCCUUGCACUAUGCAGCUAUCCUCACAAAUAGCAUCAUUGUCAGGAUGGGACUGGCCAUUGUGGCUCGAGCCACAGUGUCCCUCUUCCCUCUGCCUUUCCUCCUGAAGCGACUGAACUAUUGCCCUGGCAAGAUCCUCUUGUCACACUCGUUCUGUUUCCAUGCAGAUGUCAUGAAACUGGACACAGCUGAUAACUCAAAAAGAAACCAUGAAAUUGGACCUAGCACAGUACCCUAG